ACGGGGCGGGAACCCAGCCCGACACGGACCCAGCCGCGGGUGUCUCCGCCGGGAAGGCUUUGGGCGCCGGCACCGCGGGGGCUGCACCGCAGAGACGCUGUCGGCUCCCCGGGGCGGUUCCCGAGCUGGGGGCGAUGGGGCCGGGGGGCGACCCCCGCCCGGAGGCCCGUCCCGUGCAGGGAGGGAGCGGAGAGGGACGGGGCCGGGUCUGGGGGGCGUAGCGAGCCCGGCGCUUCCCCCGCCCCGCCGCGGAGCUGAGCCGGGCUGAGCCGAGCCGAGCAGGGCUGAGCCGAGCUGGACUGAGCCGAGCCGGGCUGGACUGAGCCGAGUCGGGCUGGACUGAGCCGAGCAGGGCUGGACUGAGCCGAGCCGGGCUGGACUGAGCCGAGCCGGGCUGGACUGAGCCGAGCCGAGCAGGGCUGAGCCGAGCCGGGCUGAGCCGAGCCGGGCUAAGCCGAGCCGAGCCGGGGAGGGUCCCGCCGGCAGAGAGGGCAAGGUGGGACUGGUGCUGGCAACAGCAGGGGACUCCAGCCAUGGAGCAAAGCCAGGAGGGUGCCUGAAGCUGCUGGAAGGAGCAGGAGGGAGUGCAGGACAUGGAGCCCCCCAACAGCAGCAUGGCUGGGCAGGCAGACUCAUGUUUCGGGGUUUUCAACGCCAGUGAUGGCCGUGCCAGUGCACAGAACAGCAUCGCCUCACCCUGGUUCUCCACAGCCUUCGGCCUCAUCGGCCUCUGUUCCAACCUCUUUGCCCUCUGUGUCCUGGUCAGCUCUUCCCGCAAGCUCUCCAGCCAGGCCCGCUCCUCCUUCCUCAUCUUCCUCUGUGGGCUGGUGGUCACAGACUUCAUGGGGCUGCUGGUGACAGCCUCAGUCAUCAUCCCCUACCACUUCACCAAGUUCUCCUGGGCUGAGGUGGACCCUGGCUGCCACCUCUGCAACUUCCUUGGAUUCUCCAUGGUCUUCUUUGGGCAGUGCCCGCUGCUGCUGGGGGCCACCAUGGCUGGGGAGAGGUUCUUGGGCAUCAACCGCCCCUUCUCCCGCUCCACCAGCCUCUCCAAGCGCCGUGCUUGGGCCAUCGUGGGGCUGGUGUGGGGCUUCUCCUGCUUGCUGGGACUGCUGCCGGUGUUCGGGCUGGGGCGGUACACGCUGCAGUUCCCUGGCUCCUGGUGCUUCCUCACCCUCCUGCCUGACACAGGUGAUGUUGUCUUCUGCCUGCUCUUUGCACUGCUGGGCAUCCUCUCCGUGCUGCUCUCCUUCAUCCUCAACACCGUCAGUGUGGUCACGCUCUGCCGCGUCUACCACGACCGCGAGUCAGUGAAGCGGCGCCGUGACAGCGAGGUGGAGAUGAUGGUGCAGCUCGUGGGCAUCAUGAUUAUCGCCACCAUCUGCUGGAUGCCUCUCCUGAUCUUCAUUGUCCAGAUGGUCCUGCAGCACCUGCCUGGCCAGGCACAGGUGCUGCCCACGGACACACAGGAGAUGCUGCUGAUCUACAUCCGCAUGGUCACCUGGAACCAGAUCCUGGACCCCUGGGUCUACAUCCUGUUCCGCCGGGCUGUGCUGCAGCGUGUGUAUCCCCGGCUGCAUCCACGGCCCUCCAUCGUGUCCCUCACCCCCUCCCUGCCCCGCAAACUCACCGCUGGCUCCGUUCUGCAGUAGCAGCCCUGGGGAUGGGCACUGGGCAGGGGGACACGGCCAUCCCCCCAUCCCAUCCCUGCAGCGGAUCCUCAUCACCUGCAUCCAGGGGCUUCCCCCUCCUCAAGCCUGAUACCCAAGGGGCAGUCAGGGGGCACAGGGCUGCUUCCCCCUCCCCAUCCCCAAUAAAACACAGCUGGUGCAGCUCUUGGUGCCCACUGGGGGUGACCACCUCAAGGGGGGCCCAGGGAGGGUA
This is a messenger RNA of Poecile atricapillus (Black-capped chickadee), 1884 nucleotides long. It is a transcript of the gene TBXA2R, whose product is annotated as thromboxane A2 receptor. Bases 594 to 1652 code for a protein of 352 amino acids. Gene Ontology annotation, biological process: positive regulation of cytosolic calcium ion concentration; positive regulation of vasoconstriction; inflammatory response. Gene Ontology annotation, molecular function: thromboxane A2 receptor activity. Gene Ontology annotation, cellular component: plasma membrane. The record is from RefSeq and is a predicted model, not a curated record. Lineage: Eukaryota; Metazoa; Chordata; Aves; Passeriformes; Paridae. The transcript is spliced from 3 exons.